Messenger RNA from Oxyura jamaicensis (ruddy duck), 3398 nucleotides. It is a transcript of the gene ARNT2, whose product is annotated as aryl hydrocarbon receptor nuclear translocator 2. Lineage: Eukaryota; Metazoa; Chordata; Aves; Anseriformes; Anatidae. Gene Ontology annotation, cellular component: cytoplasm; aryl hydrocarbon receptor complex; nucleus. Gene Ontology annotation, biological process: regulation of transcription by RNA polymerase II. Gene Ontology annotation, molecular function: DNA-binding transcription factor activity, RNA polymerase II-specific; protein dimerization activity; RNA polymerase II cis-regulatory region sequence-specific DNA binding. The record is from RefSeq and is a predicted model, not a curated record. The transcript has 22 exons. The coding region runs from base 274 to 2481 and encodes 735 amino acids.
GACGCGGCGCGGGGCCAUCGGACAUCUUGGGCCGCCCCGCACGGAGCGGGGAGCGCCGCCGCCGCCGGGUCCCCGGGGCGGGAGCAGCCCCGGCGCCCCCCUCGCCUCGCCUCGCCCCGGCUGCCUCUCCCUCCCCCGCCUCCCCCGGGCUGCUCAGAGCAUCCCUCCUCCCCUCUAUGCAUUUAUCUUAAUCCUUCUCAGAGACAAGAUGGCAACGCCGGCGGCUGUAAACCCUCCCGAAAUAGCAUCUUUGAAAGAGUCUGCUUUAAAGAAAUGGCAUCUGAUAUCCCUGGCUCAGUGGCCUUGCCAGUGGCGCCAAUGGCAAGUGGACAGGUGAGAAUGGCAGGAUCCAUGCCUUCCAGAGGAGGAAAGCGCCGCUCUGGAAUGGAUUUCGAUGAUGAAGAUGGGGAAGGACCCAGCAAAUUUUCAAGGUAUGAUGGUGAUCAAAUCUCUGGUGAUAAGGAAAAGUUUGCAAGGUGGGAAGAUGAUCAAAGUACUGCUGACACAGAAAGGAUGGCCAGGGAGAAUCACAGUGAAAUUGAGAGGCGCCGAAGAAAUAAGAUGACACAGUACAUCACCGAACUGUCUGAUAUGGUGCCCACUUGUAGUGCGUUGGCUCGUAAACCUGACAAGCUGACGAUUCUUCGGAUGGCAGUUUCACACAUGAAAUCAAUGAGGGGCACUGGAAAUAAAUCUACCGAUGGUGCUUACAAGCCUUCAUUUCUUACAGAACAGGAACUGAAACAUCUUAUCCUGGAGGCUGCAGAUGGGUUCCUGUUUGUAGUUGCAGCUGAGACCGGGAGAGUCAUCUACGUAUCCGAUUCUGUGACUCCUGUGCUGAACCAGCCUCAGUCCGAAUGGUUUGGCAGCACUUUGUAUGAGCAGGUUCACCCAGAUGAUGUGGAAAAGCUACGGGAGCAGCUGUGUACAUCCGAAAACUCUAUGACAGGACGAAUCCUGGACUUGAAGACUGGAACGGUAAAGAAAGAAGGUCAGCAGUCCUCAAUGAGAAUGUGCAUGGGAUCAAGACGCUCUUUCAUUUGCAGGAUGAGGUGUGGAAAUGCUCCUCUGGAUCAUUUACCUCUGAACAGAAUAACCACCAUGAGAAAAAGAUACAGGAAUGGCCUUGGCCCAGUAAAAGAAGGCGAAGCGCAGUAUGCUGUUGUCCAUUGCACUGGCUAUAUCAAGGCAUGGCCACCAGCAGGAAUGACUAUACCAGAAGAAGACGCUGAUGUGGGACAAGGUAGUAAAUACUGUCUCGUCGCAAUAGGAAGGCUUCAGGUAACCAGCUCUCCAGUGUGCAUGGACAUGAAUGGCAUGUCGGUCCCAACCGAGUUCUUGUCGAGGCACAACUCUGAUGGAGUCAUCACGUUCGUUGACCCCAGGUGCAUCAGCGUCAUUGGCUACCAGCCCCAGGAUCUUCUGGGGAAAGACAUUUUAGAAUUCUGCCAUCCUGAAGAUCAAAGCCAUUUGAGAGAGAGUUUCCAACAGGUUGUGAAACUGAAAGGUCAGGUCCUGUCUGUGAUGUAUCGUUUUCGCACCAAAAACCGGGAGUGGAUGCUGAUCAGAACCAGCAGCUUCACGUUUCAGAAUCCUUACUCCGACGAGAUUGAGUACAUCAUCUGCACCAACACCAAUGUGAAACAACUUCAACAGCAGCAAGCAGAACUUGAAGUGCAUCAAAGAGAUGGGCUGUCAUCCUAUGACUUAUCACAGGUGCCUGUUCCAAGUAUACCAGCUAAUGUUCACGAGGGUGGAAAGUCUGUGGAGAAGCCUGAUGCUAUCUUCUCCCAGGAGAGAGAUCCUAGAUUUGCUGAGAUGUUUGCUGGAAUAACUGCUUCAGAUAAAAAAAUGAUGGCCUCAGCAUCCACAGCAGGAAACCAGCAGCUUUACUCACAGGGAAGCCCAUUUCAGCCAGGACAUUCAGGAAAGUCUUUCAGUUCAUCUGUGGUACAUGUGCCUGGUGUGAACGACAUCCAGUCUUCUUCAUCAACAGGCCAAAAUCUGACACAGAUAUCUCGCCAGCUAAAUCAGAGUCAGGUGGCCUGGACAGGAAAUCGCCCACCAUUUCCAGGACAGCAAAUUCCGUCGCAGUCUGGGAAGGCUCAGUCAUCUCCCUUUGGGAUUGGAACAAGUCACACCUACCCAGCUGAUCCAUCAUCGUACAGCCCUCUUUCCAGCCCUGCCACCUCUUCUCCGAGUGGGAAUGCCUACUCUAGCUUAGCAAACCGAAGUGCAGGGUUUGCUGAAGGUGGCCAGAGCAGUGGCCAGUUCCAGGGGAGACCAUCCGAAGUCUGGUCCCAGUGGCAGAGCCAGCAUCACAACCAGCAAAGUGGGGACCAGCAUUCGCACCCGCAGCCCAGUCAGACGGAGGUGUUCCAGGACAUGCUGCCAAUGCCGGGGGAUCCGACGCAGGGUACUGGCAAUUACAACAUUGAAGAUUUUGCUGAUCUAGGCAUGUUUCCACCAUUUUCUGAAUAGCUUGUGAAGCAGAAAUGGAAGCUCUUCUCCAAGGCCCCUUCAGUGUAUUUUUGGCUCUGCUUUUUCUGUGUUGCAUUUCUGUAGAAGCUACUAAACCAGAAGACGCAUUUCUCAUAUUUCAGAUAGUGGUGUAGGGCUUGCUCUUACCUCCUUGGGGUGCGUCAGUGCCAACAGAGGAGCUCCAGCUCGUUAGUGUUCAUUGACAGCUCCAUUUUUUUUUUAAUGUCAUCUACCUCAGAGAUCAAAAACUUUGCUUGAUUGAAAAAAAUAAUCUCUGAGUCUUAAAUAUUUGAAUGUGAAUUAUACCUAAUAUUUCCUUUUGAAUGGUAAUUUUUAAAUAGAUAAUGAAGUAACAAAGACUAACAGAGAAAAGGUAAGGUAAUGUCUUGUUACAGUGCCUACCGCUCAAUUUCGAUGCCUUGCUUUAAGCUUAAGUUUCUGGAAGCAGACACAAUAUUCUGUUUUCUUUGAUUCUUGUAGUUCUUAGGUCACUUUAAAUGUGAGAUUAAGCAACAUAAUGUAGGCCUCUCUCACCAGAAGAUUCAGCUCCGCCUUUUCUAACUUAAACUUGAAUGUGUGUACAUUUUGGUACUUUAUGUAUAUCUUGUGCUGUAUGAAGUGAUUUCCUGUACUGGUUUCUUUUGCCUUUAAAUAGGGUCCGUUCUGGAGCAUACUGAGAAGGCUAACAAUAUGUGGAGGAUUUAGGUAUUGGAGGAGUCUCCAUCACUUCACAUAGUGUUCUUAUUUUUAAUUCAGGUGGUUCUCUAUUCAGAACAAGCAUUUACUUACAUAAGCUAUUAGUCUGGUUUUGCACUGAAUUGAGGCCUAUAACUCUAUACGUUUCUCACUGGCUGCUUUAAUUUCUAUUGUUCUUGUUCUCCCAAAAAUAUUGCCUCAUAAAAAUGACUAUAAACACA